Molecule: messenger RNA, 1459 nt
Organism: Daldinia caldariorum
Lineage: Eukaryota; Fungi; Ascomycota; Sordariomycetes; Xylariales; Hypoxylaceae
Exons: 4
Coding region: 433-1215 (260 amino acids)
Source: RefSeq, a predicted model, not a curated record
UGCGCAGGAAGAAACCCCCGGGUAGGUCGCAGCGCAGAGUACCAUCAGGUCAAAACAUCAAACUCGCUAUCAAUUGCACGAUCUGAAUACGAUGCAAUACGAACCGAAAAUAUCGUGUAACUGAAGCUGUGACGAGUUUUGGAAUCGCUAUUACCAGGUAGUAAACUCUCAUGUCCCCAAAUUUCGGAUCAACCCCUGAUAUUUGGGGGUUACAUGCAGAUGCAGUGCAGGUAGCAUCACAGCUACUACAGCCCAGGGGCACCAGCGUAGGAUAUAACAUAAAGGGGAGAGGGGCAGCAUAGCAUCACUGGUGCCUAAGUACCAGAAGCGAAAAUAUAAUGACUACCUUAGGUACUUAUGGUUCUGGGUUGCUACAUAGGUAGUUCGUCUUGCUAGGUUCUCGCAGAACUGCCGCCGUCGCUAAGAAGAAAGAUGUACUCGACGAUGGAGGUUGCGCCGAGCACCGCGCCGGAGUUCAGUAGCGCGGAUUCUUCGGCGCCCGAGGUAGCUCCCGAGACUUACCAUCAUCCACAGUACUACCAAUGUAAGGACUACUAUACCGCGUCGCAGCAAUCACCACCGCAGCUUAAUAGCCCGCCAUCACCACCGGGCCAGGCCGAGAUAGCCGGCUUGAAAAAACCCACGUUCUGGUUGUUGGUCGCUUUGUUCUCGGCCGUGGCGCUGGCGCUUGGGUUAGGCACGGGGUUGGGGUUGGGACUGAGGAAUAAUGGUGUUGUUGAUAAUAAAGGGGCUUCUGCGGAUAACGAAGCUAUAACCAACGGCGCUACUUCGUCGUCGCCUACGAGAAGUGAAUCGACUACGAGCACGAGUACAGGCACCAGCACUACGGGGACUACGAAAAGCAGCAGCAGCAACACACCGGUCGUCGCGGUGCCGACACCGACGGUCUUCGUGGACUCCGGGUGUCCCGACCGCAGCGGCGGCGCGAUAUCCGGGAAGAACCGGAGCUACGACGUGUACUGCGACAGCGACCUGACGGGGACGGACCAGGCGUCGCUGGUGGUGAACUCGCUCGAGGAAUGUCUCGCGCUUUGCGACUCGCUGAACUGGACGCAGAAGCGCGGCGAUGUCGGCUGUGUCUGGAACGAGAAAGGGGUCGUGGGGCAGAAGAAGGGGACGUGUUGGUGCAAGGGCGGGGAUAGCAUCAAGGUCACCUCGCUGGCGGGAAUCGUGGUUGCGAGUCCGGCUCCGUGAGAUUCGGUUAUGUUAUGCUUAAUGUAUUGUACCUGAUUUUGAAUUUGUAUAGUACGGUGGCUGCUUGCUGUAGGUUGUUUGGGUGUAGGUACUACUGGAGUUUGGUAUAAAUGAUUGGUUGAUAAGAGCGUUGCUAGCCUUACCUCAGGUACUUGCUUGUACAUAGUACGUACCUAAAAAAAACUGUUAGUUACGUCAGAUUUUCUAGCGAUAAGAUAAGGAAUAAUUAGGUACUUUAGUGGAU